Messenger RNA from Amphimedon queenslandica, 2409 nucleotides. RefSeq names its product cytoplasmic polyadenylation element-binding protein 1-like. The transcript has 9 exons. Gene Ontology annotation, cellular component: nucleus; neuron projection; synapse. Gene Ontology annotation, biological process: negative regulation of cytoplasmic translation. Gene Ontology annotation, molecular function: mRNA regulatory element binding translation repressor activity; translation factor activity, RNA binding; ribosome binding. Bases 170 to 1597 code for a protein of 475 amino acids. NCBI's taxonomy places the organism in Eukaryota, Metazoa, Porifera, Demospongiae, Haplosclerida, Niphatidae. The record is from RefSeq and is a predicted model, not a curated record.
UUGUUCGUCCACGAGUUAUAAAACGCAUGUGAUACCGUACCACGCGCUCAGCCUCAAGAGAGAGGAGAAAGAAGGAUCUGUUUGUAGCUAAGGAACCUUUGUUGGCUAUUUUAGAGAGUUAAAGAGAUCUAGGAAGAAGUGACAGAGGUGCUACGGUCGGUGUAUAACAAUGGCGUACACAGAGGGAAUGUUCAGCCAGUUAAUGGAAGAAAAACAAGACCCCGUCAAGGAAAAGAAAAUGUCUGACUCGUCCAACAGCAGCAGCUCUUCUUCAUCGUCCCCUGUAGAGGGUCAAGAAACGGGACAAACCCCAUGGACCAUAGGACUCGUCGAGUGCCCUAUACUAAACAGCAGCAGCAGUGAGUCCAGCAUAGAUUCUGGACUGGACUCGCCGGGUGCUCCUUCUUCACGCAAUUCUCCACUUUCUUUAAAUGAUGCCAUUGUCUCAACCUCUAACCUUACCUCCAUGCUGAAUAAGUUGACUAUAGCUCCUGUGUCUGUCAGCGAUAAUCCGUUCUCUGAUUCGCACGAGUUCCAUGUCCCUCCCUUGUCCCCGGAUUACCUCAUCCCUCCUUCUCCUCUUCUCAAAGACUCUCUCUCUCUUUCCUUCCAGUCCCCGAUCCCUUGGGGUGCCUCCUUCCCUGGGAUAUAUCAGUCGACUCAUCACUACGGCAACGGUCCUGGUGGGAGGAGUUUUGAGCCAAUCUGUUCUCUUCCCUAUCCUUCUUCUCCGUACUCCUCAAGGCCGCUCCAAUCGUCCAUUUUAUCCGUUUCUGCUGGAGGCAGUCCUGUUUGUAAAUGGAGUGGACACUUGCCUCCAAGGCGUUACAAGAAUCCCACGUAUUCCCCACGUGUGUUUCUGGGUGGUGUGCCGUGGGAUACUACUGAGGCCACGUUGCUUGCUUUAUUCCAACCAUUUGGUAACCUCUCUGUUGAUUGGCCAGGGAAAGAAAAUAAACACAACAGACACCCACCUAAAGGUUAUGUUUACUUGACUUUCGAGAUGGAGAAAUCAGUAAAGGCUUUACUAAUGACUUGCGGUCAGAAUCCAUCUAACGCAGGGCAGUAUUUUUGCAAAGUGUCCAGUCGUAGAAUCAGGAAUAAAGAGGUGCAAGUUAUCCCGUGGGCUUUGUCUGACAGUAACUCUAUAAGGUCUCCAUCUCCACGUCUUGAUCCGAGUCGUACUGUAUUUGUAGGCGGACUCCAUGGUCUUAUCAAUGCUGAUUCCUUGGCUCAUAUAAUCGACGAGCUGUUUGGGGGUGUGGUCUAUGCCGGUAUCGACACCGAUAAGUACAAGUAUCCAAUUGGGAGUGGGCGUGUCACUUUUGGUAACCAGCAAGGAUAUAUGAAAGCUGUCAAGGCUGGUUUUGUUGAAAUUAAGACACCAAAUUUCACUAAAAAGGUUCAGAUUGAUCCUUAUCUUGAGGAUAAUCUCUGCUCUGUCUGUGGUCGUGUCGUGGGUCCGUAUUUUUGUCGAGAUUUCCAAUGCUUCAAAUAUUUUUGCCGAGCCUGUUGGCAAUGGCAGCACACCACUGACGGCUUUAUUGGUCACCGCCCACUCACUCGUACCAGUAAAUCUACACCACAUCCAGUCUAACUGUUGUACACCUCUUAUGUCUCACCUCCCAAGCUGUUGAUCCUUUUACCUGUUGGCUAUUUUUGUUAGGGUUUCUGUAAUAUAACCUCUUUCUCUUCCUCACUCACACUCUCUCUCUCUCUCUCUCUGGUUUUGAGUUGGUAUUUUUCUUAGUAUUUUAUCUCUCUCUCUUAUCUUCUAUUUUACACACACUUUAUUUUAAACACUUAAGAUUCACUGACUAUCACUAUUACUGAUAUUGGGAGUCUCUCUCAUUACUAUAUAGUGUAUAUGAAGUGUUUCGACUGAUACACUUGCAACCACUUACUGAAGUGCUUGUGUAUCGUGCUGUUAUACAGUCUGUACAAUAGAUCCAUUAUUUUUUUCACCCAUUCCCAUUAUUGUUUAGUUAUACUUAAGAGCGGGAAAACCCCUCUAUUUUAGGAUAGGGCACAGGUGCCUUUUUGUCUCUUAUUUUGUAUCAUAAUUAUUAUUAUUGUCUUUGUUGUCUAUUAACCUAUUCCUACCUUAAUCUACUUGUUAUUAUUUGAUUUUUAAAUAUAUUUCAUUUAUUCUGAAGAGACAUUAAGUGAGUAAUUCUUGUAUCAGUUUUCAACCAUCCUCUGAUUGUUUUCGAUUUUUAAUUCUUAUUAUUAUUAUUAUCAAACAUUUUUCCAUUUUCUCUUUGUUUUUGGAAAGGACUCUUGAUUUCUUAACCUCAAUAUAAACUUAUCCUUUAUUGUUAUUAUUAUUAUUAUUGUAAUGAGGAGUAGUUCAUUUUUCAUUGUAUUAAUCAUGAUCUAUUAAAUAUUUUUUGAAUAAAAUUUAAUUAA